Molecule: messenger RNA, 8584 nt
Organism: Oryzias latipes (Japanese medaka)
Lineage: Eukaryota; Metazoa; Chordata; Actinopteri; Beloniformes; Adrianichthyidae
Biological process (GO): telomere maintenance; DNA repair
Molecular function (GO): DNA helicase activity
Source: RefSeq, a predicted model, not a curated record
ACUGCACGUAGAUCUACCUAUAAUGUGAACAUGAAACUACCUGGCAUUUAUGGAUCUUUUGUAGGAGGAAACAACCUUCCCAGCCUUGAAGAAGGACUCAGCCACCUGUCUUCUGAUGUCCAGUAUGCUCUGCUGAUCAUGUCAGGUUUGACUGUUGCAGUUUUCCGAUGUAGAUCACAUGAUAACUACAACUACGGCUUCUUUGAUCCUCAUUCCCGCACUACUGAAGGGUUACCAUCUGCUCUUGGUACCGCUAUAAUGCUGAAAUUCACAUAUCUAACUGACAUGAUUGACAGGAUCAAACUCUGCCACACCAACUUUGAAACCCAACCUUCCACCCUGUAUGAGCUGAAGCCUGUCGAGUUUUCCAGUGUGAACAUAGACGGCAGGAGAAACGUGUCGGACUGCAGACCAACUGUUGCAGAGUCACAUGGAGCUGCUGAUGGGUCAACCUCACAUCCAGCUGCUGAUCAGCCUCUGAACAUAUCUCCACACAUGUCCACAUCCGAUGUCAUCAUGGAAGAAGCAUCUGCUGGUAAUAUAACCUCAACUGUGCAGCAGGUAGGACUCAUGAUGUACGAGACCAGAACUGAACAUGAACCUACAGGUGAAUCUACUUCAUCACAUGAUGUUUCUGAGACUGACAAAAAUCUUCACACUGUUGUCAUCCAAACCCCUGCUGGAGAUCUUCCUGAUACUGGAUUUACAGAAACCUACAUUAAUUUCUCAAGGCUUAAUAAGUCACAAAGGCGAAAAAUCAGGAGAAGAUUGAUAAACUCACAGAAAAAAGGCCAGAAACAGGAGAAUAAAAAUAGUAAAGAAAAACAAAAAUAUAAAAAUAAUCCUACUUUCAGAGAAAAGAAAACUCUGCAGAGUCAAAAGAAUUAUUCUGAGAAUGAACAACUUCGAGAAAGAAAGAAACUGAAUAUGAAGACAUAUAUUAAGAAUUGUACUAUUAAAAAUGUAGACUUUCAACAAAAAAAAAUACAGUACAUCAGAGAUCGUUACAGACAAAACAAUCAAUUCAGACAGAAACGCAAAGCUUAUCUUACAAACCGUUACAGGCAAAAUGAAGAGUUCAGAGAGAGACAGAAAAUGUAUCUAAGAAACAGUUACAGGCUAAAUGAAGAGUUCAGAGAGAGACAGAAAAUGUAUCUAAGAAACAGUUACAGGCUAAAUGAAGAGUUCAGAGAGAGACAGAAAAUGUAUCUAAGAAACAGUUACAGGCUAAAUGAAGAGUUCAGAGAGAGACAAAGGGCUUACAUGAAGCAGAAAUCUCAACAACGUUAUGAAAAUGACAGAGUUUUCCGUUUGAGACACAGACAGUUUAUGAAACAGAUGAUGAGAGACAGAUACAGAAGUAACUGUGCAUUUAGACGGAUGCACAACCUCAGAUGUGCCAUGAUAAUAAGGAGAAAGUACAGACAGAUGAAGAGACCUACACAGACUGUAGAAACAGAGACGGACAACAGUUUGAUUAAAAAUGCCAUUUCUGUCUUCAGGUCCAACAUUCAAGCCGGACCCUCUUAUGUUUGCACUGUGUGUCAUAAAGCCUCGUUUCCAAACCAGGUCCUAGUCUGCAGAAGGUCCAGUUAUGUAACCAACACAGCAGUCAUUGAACCGUGCCUGACAGGUAAAUAUGUCCAUGUGUGUGAAGGUUCCUGCAGAGACCAACCAUGUUUAGUUCCUCGUGAGAGACGUAAGGAGUGGAUUUGUCACACAUGUCACAGUUAUGUCAAAAAAGGUGCUGUACCAGCUCUAGCUGCAGUCAACAACCUAGAACUGACAGAGAUUCCUGAUGAACUGAAAGACCUGAACAUCCUGGAGAGACAUCUGAUCUCUAAGUGUAUUCCUUUUGCUAAAAUAAUUCCUCUUCCUAAAGGCAGACAAAGACUGAUUCGUGGCAAUGUAGUGUGUGUUCCCUCACAGGUGCAGGAAACAGUGGAAGCUUUACCCAGACUAAGAAACGAGUCUCAGGUGAUGAGAGUGAAACUGAAGAGACGCUUGUGUUACAAAGGUCAUCAGCUGUUCCAGACGGUAACCUGGUCUAAACUUGUACGAGCGCUGCUCAAACUAAAACGUAUACACCCACAAUACCAGGACAUAACUAUCAGAGAUGAAGCUGAACUCUGUGACCCCACACUUCCUGAUGAGGAGGAGGAGGAUGAUGAGGAGGAUAGGAUGGAUGACGGUGAUUAUGAUGAAGCAGAUUUAAUGGAGAUAGACAUGUGUGAGAAAAGUGCCAUGUGUGAGUCUGAACGUGAAGUUGAGAGGUUAAGUGAUAAUGAUGAACCAGCACAGCAGCAGAGAAAUGAUGAUGAUGAAGAGAAUGAGCUGCCAAACGGAGGCUUUGCUUUGGAAUCCUGUUUGCAGGUGCCAGACAUUUCAGAAGAGAUCAUGUGUUUCUCUGAUAACACCUACUGUGUUGCUCCCGCAGAAAGAAACAGUCCUGUCAGCUUCUUCAGAACCCCUAAACUGGAGGCCAUGGCGUUCCCGGUGCAGUUUCCUACUGGUCAGAACACGCUGGACGAACAGAGACGUAUUAAAGUCACACCCAGUGGUUAUUUCAAGUCUAGACUUUUUAACACAGAUGAUCGCUUUGCCAGAGACCCAACAUAUCUGUUUUUUGCCCAGUUUGUGACUGAGAUCCACCUAGCCAACUCCAGCAUGAUGGUACAGCUGAGAAAAGGUAAAACCCUGACUAGAGAUGGACGUAGGAUAACCUCAGCUAUGUUGCAGGACAAACAAGAGGUUGAGAGACUUGUGAGGAAUAAAGAUGCCAUCAGGUUCAUGCAGCCCCUGAGAGGAACUCCAGCCUACUGGCACAAAACCACCAGAGACCUGUAUGCCAUGAUUCGCCAGUUAGGAACGCCAACGUUCUUCUGUACAUUUUCAGCAGCAGAGAUGAGGUGGCCUGAAGUCAUUACAGCUGUUAAGAGACAACAGGGUGAACAGGUUGACUUUGAAGCUCUAGACUGGUCAGAAAAGUGUGAGAUCCUCAGAUCCAAUCCAGUGUGUGUGAUGAGGCUUUUUGACAAACGGGUUGAAUGUCUUUUCAGGGACUUGUUGUGUUCAGAUGCUCAGCCUUUAGGAAAGGUCAUUGACUUCUUUUACAGAGUAGAGUUUCAGCACAGAGGGAGUCCCCACAUUCACAUGAUGCUCUGGAUUGAUCAGGCCCCACAGGUAGAAGUAAACAGUGAUCAGACUGUGUGUGAUUUUGUUGACAGGUUCAUCUCAGCCCAACUUCCUGACCCAAACACAAAACCAGAACUGUACAAGAAGGUGACAGAGGUGCAGAAACACAGCAGGAACCACACUAGAACUUGUUUCAAGAGCGUGAACUCUGGGUGCAGGUUUGGUUUUCCUAAACCACCAUGCAGACGAACCAUGAUAACAAGACCUGAUGAAGAUGACCACACCAGUGCUGCAAAGGAGAAACUCAGACCUCUGUACCAGCUCCUGAUCAACCCUCAAACUGCUUCUUUGUCCUUGGACCAGCUCCUGGCUCAAUGCAACCUGACGAUGGCAGAGUAUGAAGGUUACCUCCACAGCAUGACCAGAAAAACGGCCCUGGUUCUGAAACGUCAGCCCAAAGACUCGUGGAUAAAUAAUUACAAUCCACAUCUGCUUGAAGCCUGGGACAGCAACAUCGACGUGUCUUACAUCCUCAACGCCUACUCCUGCAUCGAGUAUCUGACCAAGUACAUCACUAAGAAAGAGAGCGGCCUGUCUGAGUAUCUGAAAACUGUGAUGGAUAAUGCUCACAUGGACCGGGUGAACGAGUGUGAUGAGAUGAGAGCGGUCAUGCAGGCUUAUUCAAAAAAGAGAGAGAUCAGUGCUCAGGAGUGUGUCACGCGUGCUUGUGGUUUACACAUGAAAAAAGGUUCUCGUGCAGUUGUGUUUGUACCUACAGAUGACAACCCAGUCCGCAUGAGUCGACCUCUCUCGUUCCUGGAGAACACCACAGACGACUGCUGCAACAUCUGGAUGACCAGUCUGAGUGACAAAUACAAAGCCAGACCGGAGACAGCGGAGUACGAGGGCAUGUGUUUGGCUGAUUUUGCUUCAACAUGCAGGUUUGUCAGUGCUAACAAGUCAAAGAAUAAGAAUGUUUUACCGCUCCUCAAUGACUUAGGGUUUGUGCAGAGACGGCGAAAUGACAAAGCAGCUGUCAUCAGAUAUUACCACUGUUCACAGGAGAAACACCCAGAGCAGUUUUACGGUAGACUUCUGAAACUGUAUGUUCCUCAUCGCUCAGACUCUGAACUGAAGUCAGAGCACUUUCCAACCUAUCAGUCCUUCUACCAGUCUGCCGUGUCGUAUCUGCCGGGAUCCGAAGACUAUGAGUUUGUGAUUGACAUCGUCAAACGAAACAGAAAGAGGUAUGAGAAGAACAGUGAGGAGAUCGAGAACGCUCUGCAGGAGUUGGAAGACAACGGAGACCAGGCGGUUGAUGAAUGGUGUAAUCUUGCUCCUGAAUCUGAUGUUGUGAGGGUGCAGUGUGAUGAUGAUUUGCAGGCAGAUGAGGCAGACAACGAACAGGAAAAUGUCCCAGACUACAACCCUCAGUCAAACGCUGGAACAGAAGUCAGAGCCUUCAGAGAGCCUUCAUCCAUGGACCCAGCAGUUCUACGUGGUAUGUAUCAGACCCUGAACCAGAAGCAGGCCUGUGUGUUCUAUGCAGUCAGAGACUGGUGCAUCAAACGUGUGUGUCAACUGGAUCCAGAGCCGUUCUUCCUUUUUGUUAACGGUGGUGCAGGAACAGGUAAAUCUCAUCUGAUCAAAUGCAUUUACUCAGAAGCCUCUAAGAUCCUGAGGAAACUACCAGCACGUGCAGAGGAGGCCGAUAUCUCAAACCCAACUGUCUUGCUCACUGCUUUUACUGGUACCGCUGCCUUCAACAUCUCAGGAACAACCCUCCACUCUCUCCUGAAGCUGCCUAGAAGCCUGAAACCUCCUAUCUGUGGACUUGGUAACCAGCUGGAUGAGGUCAGAGCUGAGCUUUUCAAUGCUGAAAUCAUGAUUAUUGAUGAGAUUUCAAUGGUGUCCAGGCCUCUGUUUGCUUAUGUAGAUGCAAGGCUGAAACAGAUCAAAGGCAGUCAGAAACCCUUUGGAGGAAUGUCAGUUUUAGCCGUUGGAGAUUUCUAUCAGCUGCCACCAGUGCGACAGUCUAAACCCCUGUGUGUGUUUCAGCCGUCAGACAUUGACCUGUGGUGGCAACAUUUCCAGGUGAUCACUCUGACGCAGAUUAUGCGGCAGAAAGACGACGUUGCUUUUGCAGAGCUGCUGAACAGACUUCGGGUGAAAGAAAAGACGGAGGAGUUGUCUCAGGAAGACAGAGAUUUGUUGUCUCAGACCAUCACAGAUGCUUCUUGUUGUCCAACUGAUGUUCUGCACAUUUUUGCCACCAACAAGCAGGUCGAUGAACACAACACUUCAACACUCACUCUGCUCCACCCAGACGUGAUCAGCAUCGAUGCAGACGACUUCCGGAAAGACCCACAAACAGGCAGAAUGACCCGACAGGACAAACCAGGUAAAGGAGCCAGAAACGAGUUGGCAGACACUCUGAAGGUCGCUGAGGGAGUUCGAGUCAUGCUCACCAGAAACAUCGACAUCCAGAACGGACUGGUCAACGGUGCAUUUGGUAAGCUGCUGAGAGUGGUAAGUUCUGGAAACGACAAACACAUCAUCAAACUUGGUCUCAGAAUGGACAACCAGGUGAGAAACAACCAGACUGGAGCUGCAGAUGACCUGGUCUACAUCGAGAGAGCAGAGGAGAACCUGAAACAGAGGAGGGUGGUCCGAAGACAGUUUCCUGUGAGACUAGCCUUUGCCUGCACCGUGCACAAGACUCAGGGCCUCACGACCAGUGCUGCUGUGGUGUCACUGAAGAACAUCUUUGAACCAGGUAUGGCUUACGUAGCUCUCAGCAGGGUGACGUCUCUCAGUGGACUGUAUCUACUGGACAUGGACGAGAAGAAGAUCUAUGCCAACCCAGAAAUCACUGCAGCUCUGCAAACCAUGAGACCAGCACAGGUAGACCACACAAUGCCUCUUCUGCAGGUGAGAGAAGCAGUGAGCAGACCCCACACUCUGACUGUUGUCCACCACAACACAGAGGGACUUCCAUCUCACAUCAGCGACAUCAGGAGUCAUCAUGAAAUGUGUCUAGCAGAUGUUUUGUGUCUCACUGAAACCCACCUGCAAGGCUCCUUUGUUGCAGAAAGUCUCCAGCUGGACGGCUACGCCAUGUUCAGACGUAACAGACACGUGUCCUACACUAACCUUCCUCAGAUGGCUAGCAGAGGUGGAGGAGGAGUUGCUGUUUAUGUCAGAAACUACAUCCAGGUCCAACACAAACAGUAUUUACACAAUGUGACUGAUCUUGAGUUUGUGGUUUUGAAGCUUCAAGCUCCGUUCCAGGCUCUGAUAGCAGCUGUUUACAGACCUCCAGACUACAGUGUCUCAGUAUUCCUGCAGAACCUGGUAAGUCUUCUGGACUCUCUGGAGGUGAUGGACUGUCAUCCAAUCAUUGUGUCAGGUGACUUCAAUGAGAAUCAGCUGUUCAUGGUACGAAAGCCCAUUGUGGAGAUGUUUCAGUCUAGAGGGUACAAACAACUGAUCACUUCUGCCACCACAGAGAAGAACACGCUGCUCGACCUCAUUUUCAUUUCUCAGCCACAGCGAUGUCUCAGUUCUGGUGUCAUGAGGACCUACCACAGCUACCACAACCCUGUUUUCUGUGUCCUGUCCUUCAACCAGACGUGAACAAGCCAGGUGAGCUUUAAAUGUGCUGAAAUAUGAGACCAAACUUUGUGUUUGUGCUGCAGGAAGGAAGACCGUAAAUGUGAGUAUUUGGGAUCUUAAUGUUGAACAUGUGAUGUGAUCUUCUGGUAUCAUGUUUGUAAGAUACUUUAACAAAAGACACAAAGGGAACAAGAUUUAUUAUACACAGUCAUUCUUUUCCAAUCAAACACUAAUCAUCAUUUAACCAUCAUAAAUAUAUUUUUACAAGUCAAUUUAGUAGGACAAAUAUCUAUUUUACAGCUUAUGUUUUUAGAGUAUCAAAUAUAUUCUGAAUCAUAUUUAUUGUAGAUCAUUGUUUUAUUAGAUAAUAAUCAGGACACAAUCAGGUGAACAUCUUUUCCAGAUAAUCAUGUUGAUACAGAACUGUGGGCUCGUUGGUUCUGUGCAUUUAUCCGGGUGGGUCUGGGUCAGGGAGGAUAAAUGCACAGAACCAACGGUUGAAUACAAGCUAGAUGACAUUUACUGCAGCAGGACAAUAUCAGAAGUCUGGUGUCCAUGUGCUCUCCAGACUUCUGAUGUCCCACCAACACAGACCAGCUGACAGCCCACAGUAGGGAAGAGCGGGGGUGGGGGUGGGGCAUACUAUGUAGAUUUAUUUCUGCCUGGUUUUUUUUUUUUUUUUUUUUUUUUUUUUUUUUUUCCCAACUAUCUGCACAUGUCUGGGUUGUUGACAUGUUCUCCUGUGAGAACGUCUAGCUUCACUAAGUGCAGCUGCAGCAGCGACUGCACACUUGCCACCAUCUUGAUCAAGAUCAGAUCCAAACUAGACCACAGUUGUUGGACCACAGAAAAACACUCUAGGUCCUGCCAUCUCAGUCCUCCUUCAAAGCAGAAGAUGAGCUAGAAACCUCCAGCCUUCACCUGGGAGCAGAGACACAACACAGCCUAACAAGAACAGAGAAGAACAUCACUGCUGGACCACACAAACUCCUCCUACCAGAGUCCAGGUUCUUCAUCACAGUCAGAAGGUUCUUCACAGCACUGCUGAGACCUUCAGUCCUGACCUGGUACCUCUUCUCAAGUCUUCCUAACCAAAUGGGAGUGAAGAUUCUCUGGACAGCAGAUGUGUCCUGCACCACUGUUGAAGACAUGGUGCUGCAGGGAAACCCUCGUCUUCACACUGUUCUAGUCGUCUCUGUUCUGCAUCAGAACCUCCAAACAAGGCUGAAAGAUCUUCAUUCAAACAAGUUCAAGGAGGCAUCCGCUCAUCAUCUGAAAGUGGAAGCGGUCACAUGGUGAACAUACUUUGGAUCUUUGAUUUGAGCCUCUACAGACAGAAACAUGAACAGAAAACUAAACAGUUAUGGAUAUUUCAGAGGUUUUUUUCUUUGAAGACUGUCGAAAAUUGUAGAAGGUGGAUUCACAUGUUUGUGAUCAUAUUUGAUCACAUUGUGGAUGUUUGGGAGAUUCUCAAUAUCACUCUCCUACCUUUAUUGAAGUUUAAUAAAACUGUGCACCAUUCAAUCAAAAAUCAGACAUCCAACACUGAAUUGGAAAGACAAAAUCUGAAUGUGUCUGAGACACUAAAGUGAAGUGCAGGAAUCCUGCCUGACUGUGGCUGUCAGCUGGUACGUAGAGAUCACAGGUUUCACAUUUGUGCUCUAAUGCUGGACCGUCUAAAGCCAGUAGAGACAUUAGUUACAGAUGCAACUGCAGAGUUACCAACUCAGUUACUCUGGGUACUAUGGGUAACACAACUCAGUUACUUUCAGUCAUUUAUGUAUAUAUCUGCCAUUCUCCAUUCUUAUGAAUAUUAUAUCAGACGUAUUCUGUC